Molecule: messenger RNA, 1242 nt
Organism: Cutaneotrichosporon oleaginosum
Lineage: Eukaryota; Fungi; Basidiomycota; Tremellomycetes; Trichosporonales; Trichosporonaceae
Molecular function (GO): FMN binding; oxidoreductase activity
Source: RefSeq, a predicted model, not a curated record
CCGAGUUACUUCCCCGCCCAUCGCAAUCGGUUGGUGCUCACGACAAGCCAUAACGGCACAGCUCAAUGAACCGCCUUCAGAGGUACGACCAGAAUGUCUUCAGCAUUGCGGACCUCCAGCGAGAGGGGACGAAGAAGUUGUCAAAGAUGAUCGGGGAGUACUACAACGAAGGGGCAAUGGACCUUUUGAGCAUGAACGACAACAUUGCCGCUUUCGACCGCGUUCGUCUCCGCCCACGCGUGUGCAUAGACGUUUCGAAGGUUGAGAUGACCACCGAGUGCUUUGGCGCCAAGGUCACAAUGCCUUUGGGCUUUUCCCCGGCGGCGAUGCACGGCAUGGCUCACAUCGAUGCGGAGCUGGGCACUUCGCGGGCUGCUGCCAAAGCUGGCUGCAAUAUGGUGCUGUCCACCUGGUCAAAUCAUUCCAUUGCCGACGUGGUCAAGGUCGGCAACGGAUAUGAGAACGCUUAUGGUCAACAGCUCAGCAUAGUCGAGUGCUGGGACACCAACUUGCACAUGAUCCGCAACGCCGAGAAGGCAGGUUGCGCAGCCCUCGUCCUCACCGUUGACUGCGCCUACCUCGGCCGUCGGCUUAACGAGUACCGUAACGAUUUCACCCUUCCCGAGCACCUCACCUUUCCAAACCUUCCGCCCGGCAUUAAUCCAUACAACUUCGUUCAGAACGACCCUCGCACUGCUUACGACCGAGCUUUCACUUGGGAUAAGGUCAAGAAGAUCGUUGACACGACCUCGUUGCAGGUCUACCUCAAAGGAAUUCUUACUGCCGAGGACGCGCUUCUCGCCGCAGAGUCUGGGGUCCAUGGCAUAAUCGUCUCCAACCACGGCGGCCGGCAGCUAGACGGCGCCAUUUCCACCUUCGACGCGCUGGAAGAGAUUGUCAAUGCCGUCAAGGGCCGCAUACAAAUUCACUUUGACGGCGGCAUUCGCCGCGGCAGCGACAUUUUCAAGGCGCUCGCUAUGGGAGCUGAUUAUUGCUGGGUGGGCAGAAUUCCGGUGUGGGGCCUCGCGUAUGACGGCGAGAACGGUGUAAGCCUUGCCCUCAAGCUGCUGCAUGACGAGUUGCUCAUCACCAUGGCCCUCUGCGGCUGCGCUAAGCUAAGCGACAUUCGACGCAGCCACCUGGCGCGACUCCGUGGAGACGGCACAUUCUCCAAGCUAUGAUCUUCAGUCGAGACGGGCUUCGUUAGAGUGAUCAGGAAUAUGCAUGGCUACUGCACUUCCC